Messenger RNA from Periophthalmus magnuspinnatus, 2638 nucleotides. It is a transcript of the gene tmed7, whose product is annotated as transmembrane p24 trafficking protein 7. The coding region runs from base 108 to 743 and encodes 211 amino acids. Gene Ontology annotation, biological process: intracellular protein transport; endoplasmic reticulum to Golgi vesicle-mediated transport; Golgi organization. Gene Ontology annotation, cellular component: COPII-coated ER to Golgi transport vesicle; endoplasmic reticulum-Golgi intermediate compartment; Golgi apparatus. The transcript is spliced from 4 exons. The record is from RefSeq and is a predicted model, not a curated record. Lineage: Eukaryota; Metazoa; Chordata; Actinopteri; Gobiiformes; Gobiidae.
UCGCAGGCCACGUUCAGACCACGUCGUUUUACGCUGGUCACAUCCGGGUGAGCUGUUGGAGGUCCAGUGUGGUUUUUAUUAAGAGCCACUUGAGUGUUUUGUCCAUCAUGUACGGAUCUCGGCUGCUGCAGGUGUUCUGUGCUCAGCUCCUAUGGGUGUGGGUGAUGGGCUCGGAGCUUACGUUUGAGCUGCCAGACAACGCCAAGCAGUGUUUCUACGAAGAUAUCAUCAUCGGUACUAAGUGUACUCUGGAGUUUCAGGUUGUGACGGGUGGGCAUUACGAUGUGGACUGUCGCUUGGAGGACCCCGAUGGCACUACUCUUUAUAAAGAGAUGAAGAAACAAUACGACAGUUUCACGUUUACGGCGGCGAAGAAUGGAACCUACAAGUUCUGCUUCAGCAACGAGUUUUCCACCUUCACCCACAAAACUGUUUACUUUGACUUUCAGGUCGGAGAUGACCCGCCUCUGUUUCCCAAUGAGAAUAGAGUCACUGCACUUACUCAGAUGGAGUCAGCCUGUGUGUCCAUUCACGAGGCUCUGAAGUCUGUCAUUGAUUAUCAGACACAUUUCCGUCUCCGUGAGGCUCAGGGCCGCAGUCGCGCUGAGGACCUUAACACUCGUGUGGCGUUUUGGUCAAUCGGAGAAGCCAUCAUCCUUCUGCUCGUCAGCAUCAGUCAAGUCGUCCUACUGCGGAGCUUCUUCUCUGACAAGAAAACCACCACCACACGUGUUGGGUCAUAACAAUCUGACUUUGACACACGGGUAUAUAGUUUGUUUAUUUGUGUCAGGGCUUACGUGUGUGUUAACAGUGGGUGGUUAUCAGAACAUAUUUUUGCAAUCCAUCAGAAAAGUGCUAAAAUAUCCCUGUAAAUGUCUUGGUUAAGGUUCAAGUACAGCACAAAAAGUGGCCAGAUUGUAAAUACAAUGUAAAGUGAAGAAGUACUCGCCUUGUUUGGACAAUUACAUUGCAAGUUUCUGUUCCUGUUUUCUUAAACAUACAAUAUGUAACUAUUAACUAGGGUGGCCACCAGUUCCUUGUCUUCAUGGAGAUGCUGUUGCUUAGCCCGGUAUGUUUCACAGUAUGGCAUAAAUCAUAUCUAUCUCCAUGAAGACAAGCAGGCAAAGCUAUUCAGAAUUGUAGUAAAGUGGGAUGCAUGUGUUUCAAGAUAUUUCAAAAUACCUGUAAUUGAAUAUAUGUGAGAUGGAUAAGUUUAAUGCCAUACUGUGGAGCAUUCCUGGCAAGGGAACAAUCAUCUUCAUUGAGACAAGAUAGCGGACCCCUACUAGAAGAGUUACAUAGCGCACCUUUUAUACAGAAAAAAUGGCAUACAUCACUUUAGGGGUAGGCAAUAUAUUGUUUAAAAGAUAUCUGGAGUAUUUGGCUUUGCUGUUCUGAAUUAUAUCAAACUGCUUGGUUUGGUCUCCACAUUUAACCCACUGUAGUAAUGUUGCCCUUAAACAACUCAUUACAGACAAUUAUUUUACUGGUAAGUGUUUUGUUUUUACUUUCAGAGAUUAUUAUUGCUGUGUUAUAGUAGAGUUGUUCUCAAGUUUACCAAAUACUACCCAAGAAAAUAUCUGACCACCAGAUCAAAAAUUUAAUCUUUAACAGGGCUAUACCAGUUCUAAAUCAAGGCUCAGCCAUGACUUAAAGGUGCAUUAUGGGGGGUCCAUGACCUGCUUGUCCCAUGGAAAUGUUAUUGCUUUUCCUGGAAUGUUCCAUGUUGUUAAACUUUUGCAUCUUACAUUUCUUCAAGUACAGAUGUUUUUAUUGCAAAAAAUUACCUUGACCUUACCAUGAGCAGGCCUGUCCCUCCACAGAUCUGACCUGUAACUUGGCCUCGUGGCAUCAGCGCCUUGUCACCAUGGAGAUGGAUAACAUACUGUGAGACAUCCUAGGCAAAGCUAUUAUAAUAAGCAGGUGGCAGGUCUUGACAGGGUACAUAAGUUACAUAAGUAUUUCCAAAUAAGUACAGUAACCUGGAUAUAUUUGUCUUUAAAUUAAACUAAAACUCGCAAUGUAGAGAAGCCGCCUUAAUAGUUUAAAAACCACUGUUGACAGUAAUGUUUAUUUUUUUUGUUUUAUUAUGUCAUUCAUUUCACAAAGCAAACAAAAAACAGCUGAUUCAAAUUCCCCUUGGUAACACAUUUCAAAUACGUGAACAUUUUUAAUCAAACUGCUGCCUCUAGAUAACUUGUAGAAUUAUAUAAAUAGCUGGCCCCGAGAUGUUACCAAAAUGGAAGGUUAUGAUUCAUUUUUCUAUGUCAAAUAUCUGGUCUAUUUAUAAAACUGUAUUUGAGUAAAAGCCAAGUAAACCCUGUGUAUUCUUCAAUUUAAGUCUACCUAUUAUUUAUGUUUUGUGUUGGUUUUAUACUAUACAGUUUUAUAAUUUGUUUUGGGGUUUCUGGAUUGUCCAUUUUUAUUUAUUUACUUAAUAGAAUGGCCAAAUGCGACCAAAAAUCAUUACAAAUCAUUAUAAACAGUUAUUGGGAUCUAUCUGUUUCUUCUUGGGUUAGGUUUUGCUGAUUUGUUUUCACCAUUUAUCUUGUAAAUGUAUAAUUACAAACACUGUUCAAAACCAAACCAAAUGAUUAAGAAGAACCCAAAUAAAAUCUGCCCCAUGGUGUUGACUGUA